ACUCAUUAAACACAUGGGUCCCACUCUCUUACUCCCUACACGCCCUUCUUAUUCUUAUACUCUACCCACUUUAUUCACCAUUACUUCCUCACUCAAUCUCCAUUUUCUCCAUUCUAAUCCUAAACCCACCAUUAAUAAACACCCUUCAUUUCCUUUCUACAUUUCAUCAAUAUCCCUAUCUCCAUUUUGUCUCAAUUAAAGUAUAUAUUAAUUUUGCAUGUAAAAGUUUUCAAAAUAAACAAACCGAUAUUUCAUAAAUCAUCAAAUCAAACCAAUGACAACCCACUAUAGAAAAUUACUAUUACCACUUCAAGAUCAUAACCCAACAAUAUUUUCAUCAAAAAAUAAUUACCCAUCAUCAAACUCUCAAGAAACUGAAAACCCAGCAAAUUAUUCAUCUUCUUCUUCAUCUUGUUGUUAUAAUAAUUUAAAACUAAAUCCUCCAUUUGAUUCAGCAAUGGCGCUUACUGUUUUAGUACUUUUAACGGCUCUUUUUUUCAUGGGUUUUUUCUCCAUUUAUAUUCGUCGUUUCGCCGAUGAAUCUUCUGUCGACCCGAACCGAAGACGUCGGAGCUCCGAUUCUGCUCCGACUGUUACGACGUCGUAUUUGUCGAGUUUAAAAGGUUCAUCAAAAGGGGUGGAUCCAUCGGUGGUGAAUUCCUUGCCGGUACAUGCUUAUUUCCCUGGGGAUGCGAAACAGGGGAUAAUUGAUGAGACAGAGUGUGCCAUUUGUUUGAGUGAGUUUGAGGAGAAAGAAUGGGUGAAGGAAAUACCAUAUUGUGGUCACGUGUUUCAUGUUGGUUGUAUUGACACGUGGCUAGCAAGUCACGUGACAUGUCCGCUUUGUAGGACGGCGAAAUUGUUGAUGGUGGAGGAGGAAGAAAAGGUGGAAGUGGUGGUGGAAGGACAGGUGGCGGAAGGAGGAGAGAGGGGAUUGGGUGUAGGUGAGGUGCAGGGAGAUGAUGUGGAGACUCGUGGAGAGAUGAGAUUGGUGGUGGAUGGUGGUGACACGUGGAAUGAAGAGGGAAGAGUAGUGGGAGCCACAAGUGAAAGGAGAAGUAGUAGUAGUAGUUGUGUUUGGUUUGGUGAGAGAGUGAGCUUGCAUCGAUCAUUUAGUUUUUGAUAUUAAUCAAAAAUAGUGUGUUUGUUUUUUUUUUUUGUUAAUUUAUAUUAAAAUUAUUUUUUUUCUUUUUAUUGGUUACAAAAGCAUAGAAAUGUUUGUAUAUAGAAUUAAUUAAAGAUAAUGAGAUUUCUAUUUGUUUCCACUAAA
Molecule: messenger RNA, 1270 nt
Organism: Amaranthus tricolor (Joseph's coat)
Lineage: Eukaryota; Viridiplantae; Streptophyta; Magnoliopsida; Caryophyllales; Amaranthaceae
Product: RING-H2 finger protein ATL57-like
Exons: 1
Coding region: 275-1123 (282 amino acids)
Source: RefSeq, a predicted model, not a curated record